This is a messenger RNA of Priapulus caudatus, 525 nucleotides long. Its product is annotated as ATP-dependent RNA helicase RhlE-like. NCBI's taxonomy places the organism in Eukaryota, Metazoa, Priapulida, Priapulimorpha, Priapulimorphida, Priapulidae. The record is from RefSeq and is a predicted model, not a curated record. The annotation marks the transcript as partial. The transcript has a single exon. Gene Ontology annotation, molecular function: ATP binding; nucleic acid binding.
UUAGAUGAAGCUGAUCGCAUGUUGGAUAUGGGUUUCAUUCACGACAUUAAAAAAAUUAUUGCAUUACUACCAAAGCAACGACAAACAUUAAUGUUCUCUGCGACUUUUUCUAAGUCGAUUAGACAACUUGCAAAAACUUUAGUAAAGAAUCCGACUGAAAUAUCAGUCAGCCCUCGUAACACUGCCGUAGAAAUUAUCGAGCAAUGGGUAUACCCCGUCGAUAAAAGCAAAAAAUCAGCUUUGUUAACUAAGCUAAUCAUUGAUAAUGAAUGGCAGCAAGUAUUGGUUUUUAGCCGAACCAAACACGGCGCUAAUCGCUUAAGCCAUCAAUUAGAAAAAAAAGGCAUUACCGCCUCAGCUAUUCACGGCAAUAAAAGCCAGGGCGCACGAACAAGAGCCCUUGCAGAGUUUAAAGCUGGUGAGAUUCGUGUUUUGGUUGCUACUGACAUUGCGGCGCGUGGUAUUGAUAUCGAUCAAUUACCUCACGUGGUUAAUUUUGAUUUACCCCAUGUCGAAGAAGAUUAC